This is a messenger RNA of Chondrus crispus (carragheen), 1335 nucleotides long. RefSeq lists its product as hypothetical. Gene Ontology annotation, molecular function: protein binding. The record is from RefSeq and is a predicted model, not a curated record. The transcript has a single exon. The coding region runs from base 1 to 1335 and encodes 444 amino acids. Lineage: Eukaryota; Rhodophyta; Florideophyceae; Gigartinales; Gigartinaceae.
AUGGCGUCCACCGGGAGACACCGAAAGUUAGCCGACUCGUAUGACUCAGACGAUGACGCCCCGAUAGGAAACAUCUUGACUACAGCGAAGGCAGCCGAGUUGUGUCCCAAGCCCCAUCGCCUGAUUGCGCGAAAUGGAGGCUUCACAUCCUUGGCGGACCUCUCCACUCUUUCCGCCCUUGACUACAUCGAUUUGCGAGGAAACGCUCUCACCUCCGUCGAAGGCAUUUCAUCCAACACACGUUUGAAAACGUUGAUCGUCAAGGAGAAUAAACUAACAAACGUCGACCACAUUCUCUCCACGAAAGCUUUGCAAAUUCUCGACAUCUCCGAUAACAAUUUCGUUUCUACAGACUGGCUUGCGAGGGCCACUUUUGCCGGCAGUCUGGUCGCGCUUGUCGCGCGUGGCAACCAGUUGGUUGUGCUGGAAGGAAUGGCAAGUCUUCGAAAAUUAGAAACCAUCGUCCUCAGCAACAAUCAGAUUGAGGAUCUUGCUCCUGCUAUGCAACUGACCAGUCUCAUAAAGCUCUCCGCCUCGAAUAAUGCUAUUCGCAGUAUUCCUCCUUCUAUUACAAACCUCUACAACCUACGAGAACUACGUUUGGCUCACAACCGUCUCGCUGCCCUUCCCCCCAAGGAAGUCCUGGCGAGGCUGUCAUCACUCAAGAUUUUGGACAUUGGCCACAACCGAAUCACGAAUAUCGAUAGCCUGGCUGCGUGUAGUGGAAGCCUGGUACAAUUGAACAUUGCGGGAAAUCCCGUUUGCACGAAAGAAGAAAACUUCACUGAAGCACUGCGAAAAUUAUGCCCGAAACUCGAAAUUAUUGAUGCGCGUCGGAUUGCGGGAGGACGAAGGAAAUUGCGCGUCAAUAGACAAAGAUUAGACGCUGGCAUGCCGUUGGAACCAGAACGCAAGUUUGCUCGUCCACCGUCAGCGUACUACGUUCAAAAGGGGAAUGAUGAGAAAUCUCUUCGGAGAGAUAAAGAGCCUGCAGUGUUGAGUUCAGCAGGUGGCAAUGAGAGCGAGACGAAGAAGCGAAAGGCGGACAGAACCAGUCAGGGAAUGGUUCAAAAGGACUCUAUGCAGAGGGGAGAACCUCCAACAAAGAAGAAGCAAGCAAGCCCAAAGGCAUCUGACGAAGAAGAUGAUGACGCUCUAGAUGCAGCUCAGUUCAUCGCAAUGGCAACAACGAAAGCUAUCUCAGUUGGAAACAGCAAUUCAUCACAACUGGCUAUUGAAAAACAGAGCAAACCGAAGACAAAGCAGAAAUCCAUGGGCACAGUUACACAGCGCCAAAGCGUAGAAUUUGGUUCAGGCGGAGAUAGCAAAUGGUAG